Nomascus leucogenys (northern white-cheeked gibbon) is the source of this 606-nucleotide messenger RNA. RefSeq lists its product as uncharacterized. The record is from RefSeq and is a predicted model, not a curated record. Bases 1 to 549 code for a protein of 182 amino acids. The transcript is spliced from 2 exons. NCBI's taxonomy places the organism in Eukaryota, Metazoa, Chordata, Mammalia, Primates, Hylobatidae.
AUGGAUUGUCCCUCCAUCCUCCUUCUCAUUGCCAGUGUUGUCACAUACCAGCCCCUCUGGCUCCUAAGAUGGGCAGUACUGUUUUCUCAAAGACCCCAAAGCCUCUCUGAGAUCCUCUCUGAGAUCCUCUCUGACCGCCCUGUUGCCCACCCCGAGUUCCCGGCAUCCUCUGGGAUCCCUCUUCCUGGAGCCAAAACUUACGCAGGCUCCUUUCCUCCGAGCUGGUUGCUAGGUGGUCUCCGAGGGCUGUCCGAAGUAUCGCGAGGGUGGACCCGUUGCCUGGUGACGAGAGUUGGGAGUGUGGUGGGGCUGCGGAUCUCCAGCAGUGGCGUUACUUCUAGCGGCUGGACCCGGCGUUCUCCGCGAGAUCCCGAGAUAUUCUCCCCGCACGGAAGCGACGACUGGCCUGGCCAGAGGAUUCGGGUGGGAGCGAGGUGCCGGCCCCGACAGGAGGGUGAGGUACGCAGAAGUAAGGCGGGGCGCCCCCUGCGGGAAGCGAGCGCGCCCCGGAAAAUGAGCGCCUCCCCACACCACGGGGUCCAGGAGUGAGUGCGGGAAGGAACUCAGCCGCCCGGAGUUGUGGCCUCAUCGUGCUUCCCGCCAAAA